UAGGGUGGGCCAAGCAGCGUCUGUGACCAAGUCAAAUAUAUCCUGGUGACAGCGGCUUUUACGCAGAAAAUGAGAGGAAAUCAGUCGUGUCGUGCCGGUGAUUUCACAACAUAUGAAAUUUAGCCACUAAUCAGAUUCAUGAUUAAAAUGACUCUGACAAACGGUCUAAAAACAUGUAAAUAAAGAGUCAAUUAAUGAGGAACAGCGACGAAAACGCUAUAAAGAAGGAAGAGAAGGUGAUGGGGAAACGACAUGAGACCAAAACUAAUUAACAUAACGGAACCGAGAACAUGGUUUUAACACUUUGUGGGAUAUAAUUAACUUUUUGUUCUAAAAUGCAUAAGAAAUGGAUCCGUCGGAGGUUGCCUGUCUUGAUUUUCACCUUCUUCAUCAUUCUCUACGUGGAUUUUCAAUUGCGCACCAGCAACCCUCCCAAACUCAGAGUGGUCCACGACUCAUCACCCGGUGCGCUCCACCGCGCCAUACAGCAGGCUCCCUCCCCGGACAACGACGCACAGAAGCCGGCUACCAACAGCAGCAGCGGGAACGGUAGACACCCGGUGAAUGAGGGUGCACAUGUCACCCAGCCGAAGCUGAAGCAAGAGGACAUCUUCAUUGCUGUGAAGACCACGGGGAGGUUCCACAAGACGCGUCUUGCGCUCCUUUUGGAGACAUGGAUCUCCAAAUCCAAGGCGCACACGUUCAUUUUCACAGACACGGAGGAUGAGGACUUAAGUUCAGAGGGUUAUAACAUGGUGGUAACAGGCUGCCAGUCAGAUCACAGCCAGCAGGCUCUGUCCUGCAAGAUGUCUGCUGAGUAUGACGGCUUCAUGGCCUCAGACAAGAGGUGGUUUUGUCAUGUGGAUGAUGAUAACUAUUUGAACCCAGACGCCCUCGUCUCCCUGCUCUCAGCCUUCCCCCAGGAAGGCGACAUCUAUGUGGGCAAACCGAGCCUGGACAAGCCCAUCACUGCACACGAACUUCUGGAGGGCAACGCAACGAGGGAGGUACGGUUCUGGUUUGCUACAGGAGGAGCAGGUUUCUGUCUCAGUCGGCGGCUGGCAGAGAAGAUGGCUCCAUGGGCCAGUGGCUCCCGGUUUGAGCAGACAUCUGCGACCAUCCGUCUCCCUGAUGACUGUACAGUGGGCUUUAUUGUGGAGAAGAGGUUGGGCAUCUCCAUGGUCCACUGUCCUUUGUUCCACUCUCACCUGGAAAACCUGCUGCUCAUUAGCCACAGAAGCAUCCCACACCAGGUGACACUGAGCUAUGGGAUGUUUGAGAACAAAAUGAACAGCAUUGAGGUGAAAGGAAGCUUCUCUAAAGAGGACGACCCCUCCAGGUUCAAAACUGUCCACUGCAUGUUGUAUCCUUUCACCAGCUGGUGUCCAUGAGCUUUUCAUAAGAGACGACUGUUGACCUUCCUGGAUGAAAGGCUUUUCCUGGGAAUUAUACUGUAUGUCUUUUCUCUGCAGAGAAAACCAAUAGUUUCAGUUUGAUGAAACAGUAUUAGAUACAGAUACCAGAACAUGUGGCUGAAGCCUUGGACACACACUCUUAGUCCUUCUGUGUCUGUUUAUAAGACUGAUACUCAUCUACUCAGAGAAGAGGAUCUAAAGAGAGGCUUGUCUAUGAUGUGAAAAAGGCCUUCUCUUCUUCACCUCUGUGUCACAGACUGUUGAAGAAGAUCGUGAAGGUUUGCUUGUUUUUAUUUGUUGGGAGUGAAGCACUUAAGAUGAGGUAGAUCUUGUCCUUGUAACUUACUGAAACUCUGUGAAGUUGUUAUGACGAAUGAACAAAAUGAAAAUGAGACUGUUCUUAUUUGUACAUCAUUUCUGUGCACUUUGAUUUGAUUAAAGUUUGAUCUAUCUUGUG
Messenger RNA from Lates calcarifer (barramundi perch), 1872 nucleotides. It is a transcript of the gene mfng, whose product is annotated as MFNG O-fucosylpeptide 3-beta-N-acetylglucosaminyltransferase. The record is from RefSeq and is a predicted model, not a curated record. NCBI's taxonomy places the organism in Eukaryota, Metazoa, Chordata, Actinopteri, Centropomidae. The transcript has 8 exons. Gene Ontology annotation, molecular function: O-fucosylpeptide 3-beta-N-acetylglucosaminyltransferase activity. Gene Ontology annotation, cellular component: membrane. The coding region runs from base 336 to 1391 and encodes 351 amino acids. Gene Ontology annotation, biological process: regulation of Notch signaling pathway.